Molecule: messenger RNA, 5113 nt
Organism: Clupea harengus (Atlantic herring)
Lineage: Eukaryota; Metazoa; Chordata; Actinopteri; Clupeiformes; Clupeidae
Gene: tmem132a
Product: transmembrane protein 132A
Source: RefSeq, a predicted model, not a curated record
AUGGUAGAGUGUUUACAGCAUGCCACCACUGAAAUGGGCCCUCUGCUUGAGAGACAAAGGGUGAAGAAAGAGUGGUUGAGUGAGGUCACUUACAGAUCUAUCGUUUAAGAAUAAUGACAAAUAAUGAGAAUCCAUAGUGUUGACAGAAGGGAAGGAGACAGAUAAAGGCGUGUUUAAUAUGGGAUGCUUAGAGGUAAUUCCCUGGAGCAAUUCAGGGUUAAAGGACACACUGGUGGAGGAUAUACAGAGAAAUACACUGAUUUAAUAAUAAGGAAUUGAUCGAGAGAGAGACAGAGAGAGAGUGAGAGAAAGUGAGUGAGAGAGAGCGAAACAAGAAAGAUGGAAAAGGGAGGGGAGGGACAGGGAAGAAUAGGGAUUAUUUACUGUUUUAAAUGAAUAAAUCCGUAUUGUGUGAAUCGGGCACAGAGGGGAAAGAGGUGGAGGGGGAGGGAGGCGGCGAGUAAAAAAGAGAGAGAGACACACAAGAGUGAGCAGGCAAACAGCAAUACUGGCAAAUCCUACAGAGCAAUUUGUGGAGGACAUUUUUUAAAAAGAGAAACGAAGAAAAGGAAUAGCUAUCACGGCAAAUCCUGGACCUCAAGUUCUUAACAUCACCAAGAAGUAUGUCUGACCAGUCUUGACAGUGAGACAAUAAGAAAAGUGACUUUUUUCUCAGCUAGGUCUCACUCUCGUGUCAGAAGAGUACAUUUGGGGAGCACAAUGGCACUGAAUAUCGCACAGGCCACUGAAGCAUCACACCGACUAGAGUAGAGAGGACCACUCCAUAUAAGGUAAGUAAAUGUAUCCCUAUUUGAAGAACAUAAAUAUAGGUGUAUAGAAGCGCAUUUUUGAUAGACAUCUAAUUUAAAACGCACUGUACCAUAUACCAAAUGUUAGGCAAAAGCAUGUGGAUGCACUUUUUUCUCAUUUAAAUUUGCAGAUUAGAAUUGUUUCUUAAGCUGCACUGCACUGCCAGGCAGCACAGGAAAUGACCAACUUUGCUACUGCACAUUUUGUGCAAAACUUAAGGUGCAAAUUGUGUUGGUCUACAGCACCAUUCUGCAUGAUGGUGUUUGUGAAGGUGUGUGUGACCGUGCUUGUGUUACACUGCACAGAUGCAGGGAUGAGUGUACCUGGCUCCCACAGUUCACGUUGUAAAAGAGGGGUCGUCAUGGCGAUACUCCUCUACUCCUGUUUCGCUCUUGCUGGUGCCCAGCUGCCCCUUCCAGUCUCUCUCCCUGCACAGAUCUCUGUUCCCCCUCCAUGGCGUUCCCUCUCUCUCUCGCAGGCUGAUUUAGGGGUGCUCUUCUCCAACUCCAGCCCCUUCUCCUACAGCCAGUCCCUGCUUCUCAUGCCUCCACCGGGGGCCAGCUCUAAGGCAGGGGUCCAGGCUUCAUUUGGGCCUUACUCUGUCACACAGCUGGUCUCCACACCUAUCCUCCCUCUUUCUCCUCCUCUCUCAGCAUACCUCCUUACAAAAACAGUCUUGAAGGAAGAGAAAGGGGAUAAAGGAGAGAGGUUUAAAGUGAAAGUGCUGUUUCACAUGAGGGGAGAUGCUAACAAGGGAACCUGCAUCACCCUCCAUGCCUUCAAAGAGACAGAGGAACAAAAAGCAUCCUGUAUAACCCAGCCCCCACUUGGCCUGUGCGUGGUUUCCCUAACCUUACCCAAGGACUGGUUUGAGUUGGAUCAGUCCUCGCAGGCCAACCCAGGACAGAACCCCAGGCUGAGAUACCAACACAGGCACCGGCAACAUGGCCGUGGGCGACGGCGCCACAACAUGCCCAGUGCACUGCGGGACAACUCCAGCCCUCAGUCAGAUCACCUCCAGCUCUACUACUCCUCCUCCGGCACCGUCUCCAACCUCAAAAUGCCUCCCCUGGGGUGUGCAGAGGAUGACAGCCAGCAGCCACAGAGGAGACUGUAUUAUGUAGGGGCUGUGGCUUUUCCAGACAGGGAGAAAGAUAGAGAUAUGGCCAGAAAGACAGUGGGGUGUUCAGACGGGGGGGAUGAGGAGGAUCUCAGGCUGGACUACAAUGUUGUCAUUCGCUAUCGCCGAGGACCGGUUCACACUGGUCAGCCAGCUGGGAUCUCUGUCAACUUGAGGUCAAAUUUCACAGGUGACUCUGUGACUAUUAGGCUGAAGGUAAAGAAAGGAUUGCUCUCUUUGGUGGAACAACCAUCCAUGAACUCUGAUCUCUGGAGCGUCACUUUAGAGAGAACCACAGGCUCCAAGCAUGAUACCGUCUCCAUCAUCUGUCACAAAGUUGGGACUCGAUCGGUUAAUCUAAGUCAAACUGACCUACUGGAGGUUGCUUGUCUCUUGGUUGAUGGCUUGAAGAGAAGCUUUGGAGUUGCCAUGACGGUGACCAUGGCUUGGUGGGUGGAGUAUUCGAGUCGUAAUACCAACGUAUCCCCACACGGAGCAGUGACAAGUUUCCUGUCUUUCACUGACAGAGAUAUUGUGGGCAUCGCUCCCAUCACAGAGAGCAGUACAAUCAUAAACACAGCCAUCUUGACAAGCCAGCCAAUGACCCUUCCUGUAAUUGUGUUGGCUGUUGGAAAUGAUGGAAAGGUAUCUGAUGUUACCUCUGCAGUAAGGUGUCAAUCCACUAACGAGGACAUUGUCAAGGUAUCAAGCGACUGCUCCACCCUCUUUGUGGAUGGGAGUGAAUCAGGGGUGGGUAGCACUUGUGUUGAAGUGGAGUUCUCUCUUGGCAAGCUCAGCGGUUCUGUUUGUCUGUCAGUCUGGGCCCCUGUGGUCCCUCUACGCAUCUCCCUCUCAGACUAUGUCCUCAGUGCCAUCGACGGCUGGAGCUACAUCAGCCAGGGCAGAUGUACUCAAGUUUUUCAGAGGUCCACUGUGCAGGUCCUGGCACAGUUCAGUGCUCAUUCUUCUACCAAGAAGGGUCAACCAACCUACAUGCUGGGAUCACCUGACUGGUUUGUGGAUGUGACGGAGCUGGUUCGGGACUGGCUGCGAGUGGGAAAUCCACGCGUGGCAACACUCAACAAGCAGGGAUAUCUCAUUGGCUUGGAACCUGGAAUAACUACACUGCAUGUGAUUUCAAGCCAGUGGGAUGGUGUGCUUGGCAGUGCUGAAGUGGUGGUGACUUCUGAAACAGUGACCCCAGGUGAUCUCUCAGUGCAGCUGAUUGGUGGACUGGACUUGGCAAUCAAUUCUAACCCAGCCCACCAGUCUGUUGUUACUGCUGCUGUAACAGCACACAAUACUCUCUACAACUAUGGACAGGAAGCAUCUACUAGUAUUUGGCUCCAGUUUAACGACGACUCGGCCAUACUGGUUUCCGCAUUCAGCACUGUUCCGUACUCCUUGCGUCUCUCCUCAUUGGCCGAAUCUGUGGUUGCUGUGACACCCGAGCCACUGCAGCGCAUCCUGGCCCAAGGCGAGGGGGGUGGACCACUGGUCAAAGCAGAGCUCCUCGUUUCAACCUGUGAGCCACUGUCCAACAAUAUUCAAGCCAAUGUGGUGAAAGAUGGGGGUGGAACCAGAAGACUAGCCAAAGGUUCUGGUUGGAUAAGAGUGAACCUGGACUCAGAAGUUUGGCCAAUAGGAAGCGACUCAGACACUGAGAUGUUUGAUGUGUCUGACAUGCUGUUGGAAUCUGACAAGGACCUUUACGGCAACUUUGGUGACAAAGCUGUUAUCGGGAACAUUACCAGUGACUAUACUGCCAAUACUGGUGAUGGUAUAAUAACCAGGAAUGAUUUAGAAAGGGCAGUUUUGACCCCAAACCAUCAGGAGAGUGCUGUUUACUUCUCUCCUGGCAUGGGAAGAGAGAAAGAGCGGCCUGUGCAGGGAGAUAGGGAUCUGGAAGUGGGGUUAGGAGCGGUGCUCUCGCUUCUCUGUCUUUCUGCUCUCCUCUUCCUGGCCAACUGUCUGCCCUGUGCUCUUCGAGAGAGGAAGAAGAGGAAGCAGAGGGAAAAAGAGGGACGAGGAUUGCAGGAAAUGAAGGGAGGAAUAGAGGUGGAAGAGGAUGAAGGUGAAGAAAAAGAAGAGAAUAAGCUAGAUGAGCAGGUAGCAAGACUGAAAACAAAAGUGACAUUUUGUAAGGGAGAUAAGAUACAUACAGUACACACAGACAUAAAAUCCAGAGACUGAAUGAAUGAAUACAUGAAAAAUGAACAAAUAAAUAAUUUAGAACACCGCAAAAUUACAUAUAUUAUCAAGAUGAAACAUAUUGUCAUAUACAUAUUGUCUAUCAACUUACAUAAAUGCAUAAUAAUAUACAACACAGUACACUGUAUAUGGCCAAUACAUAGUAUACACUUGCCUCAGCAUAUUGCAGGUGAGAGGAAGGAAGGUAGACUAAUUUGUCUGGCAUCUUGUUGUCUUACCAUUAGUUGUUAUUAAAAUGGACAUAGUUGUGUAGGCUGUCAGGUCAGCUCUGAUCAGAUGCGUUUAUUAUUCAUUCAUUUACAGACAAUCUGGCAAUCAUUCUGGUUUAGGCUACUGCACAGUAUACUGUUCUCAGUGGUUGGACGACUCGUAUGACACGGUGCACCAAAUCAACAAGCUAACCCAAUUCCUGAAAUGGAUUUUUUUUUUCACUGUGGUACCUGCAAAGUUCAACUGAGACAUUUUUUUCCAUUUAAUUUACAGAGCCGUUUGACUCGAAUAGGCCUAAUCUUUAUGAAGAUAAAGGCUAACACACAGCAAUUUACAAACAAUUCCAACAAUUUACAUUUAUAUACAACUACACUCACACACACACAUUAAAAUGAAAUAAUGUUUGUUGAUUUAAUUAUUAAGCUGUUGUUGUUUAAAUUAGUUUGCUGCAUUCAUAAAGGGCCAUAAGUGUGAUGAAAUGAUCCAGCUUCUGUUAUCACGCUACAAUGCUAGCAAACCUUUUGAAUGUGGAACGGUGGUGCGUGGUGUGGUGACUGAACUUUUAUUUUGUAAAUAAAUAUUUAUUACCUCAACGAUUACGUAUGUCUCCCUGGUAGUCUAGUGGUUAGGAUUCGGCGCUCUCACCGCCGCGGCCCGGGUUCGAUUCCCGGUCAGGGAACAUAACUUUUACCCGGAUAACCGUAAUUAUAUCUGCAUGUCCAUAUAUCGUCUGGGUAGCACAUAAAGGUGGAAAACCACUUU